CAACGUUAGAGUGGCCGCUUUUGCUUUUGGUGGAAAAAUUCAAUCAAAACCGCUUCAAUGUCACUAACAAUUACAAAGUAUCGUAAUUCAAGCGGAGUACUGGUGCCCGCACCGCCCAACGUUGUUUUUCGCCCGAAAACACUGGAUCCGCAGCAAAUAACAACGAAACCGUUUCCUAAAUUAGAACCUGGAAAUGCCACAAUCAGGGUCACUUCAGGGGGCAUAGUUCUCAACAAAAUACCAGCUGUUAUCAGGCCAAGUAUGAAGAGGACGAUACAAUCGUCGUCCACUGGACCCACUACCUCCUCUGGAGCAACAACAGCAGGCGCUGCAGCUGGUACAUUGGGAUAUCCGGCCCUAAAAACACCCAAGUAUGUGAUCCAAGGCGGUUCAAGUGGAUCCUCCAGCAACCAUCUGCAGAUGCUGGGGAGGAAAGACACACAAGGUCUAGGUGUGGCCAUAAGCUCACUGCCCCCAAACACAAUCAUCAAGGCCACCACUAAGCCAGCACAUGCUGCCCCUUUUGCGCCGGUUUCAUCACUGGUAUCACAGCCAACCUUAACAAGUAGCAUUAGGAACUCUAUCCACUCUACACCAACUGUGGCGGCUAAUUCCAGAGUUUCCUCUGCCGUACGACAAGCUGUGUUUAUCAAAAGAGAGCUACCGCAGCCGCAGAGGACCAUGAGAAGUCUCACACUGGGUCUUGUGGAACAAACUCCACUUCUUCAUUUGGGUGUGGCUCCUGAGCACCUGCCAAUGCUAAAGCGGCACAUUUGCCGAAUUGCCAAUGUCACCCACCUGGACUGUUGUUUAACCCUAAGAAAACUCCGGCAAAAUGAAACCUUUGCUUUGUUGGCAGAGCAUUUUGAGUUAAGCGAAUCAGAUGCCGAGGAAUCGUUCAAGCGCACUAUUAUCAAAUUGGCCCGCUACCUCCGUUCUCUGAUCCGCUGGCCAGAUGCUCGGCACCACAGCGAGCGGUACAAGCACACACCACUGGAGUACAGGGCGAACCUGCUGCACGUCCGCUCACUGAUUGAGUGCGUGGAAACGGAUGUACCGAUAGAUUUAGGAUUAGGUAGCGACAGUUACAAGUUCAUACUCUGCAUCAAUACAAAUGGCAUUAUAAGCUAUGUGUCGAGCGCAUAUCCGGGCAGUUGUGACGAUCUUGAAUUAUUUGAAGCCAGCAAAUUUCGAGAAGUCGUACCUCAAUACCUGACAUUGUGCGCGGAGCCUGGAAAAGCAGUACCUCGUGGUCGCAGGACAGAUACGCAGGAUUUCCAAGAGUCGGACCCGGAAGACUACCAGGCCGUGGAAGAAACAAACCGAACGCUAAGCAAAUUUGGGGCCCAGCGUUUGGGCGGGCAACUAGCAAACCAGCAAUCCCUAGCCAUUGUAGAUGGAGCACUCACUUCGAAACGUGCUCCUACGAUACAAUUGCCCACAAUAAAGUCCCAAGAACCGGUCUGCAGAGCCCAAAUGCGAGACAUGAUCGAUUGUCUAAGGGAGUUCCGGAUGCUUGGCCAUUCAGCGAUUCAACAAAAUUCGUUGCUUGGAUAUCUUGAUGAAAUUAUUGUGGUGGCCGCUGCCCUAUGUAAUCUUAAGCGACAGGAGUUGCAAUCUUAAUUAAUUAUUAAAUUUCGAGAAAAGACUGCUUUAGGGAAGCAAGGAGUUUAUAUCAUUAAUUAAACAAGAAAUAUUUUUAAGAUAGUUUCUACAAGGACACUGUUAACUAAAAACUUUGUUAAGUUUACCUUUUAAAGCUGCAAUACAGAAUUUUAAAAAUA
Messenger RNA from Drosophila eugracilis, 1784 nucleotides. RefSeq lists its product as uncharacterized. The record is from RefSeq and is a predicted model, not a curated record. The transcript is spliced from 4 exons. The coding region runs from base 58 to 1623 and encodes 521 amino acids. NCBI's taxonomy places the organism in Eukaryota, Metazoa, Arthropoda, Insecta, Diptera, Drosophilidae.